This is a messenger RNA of Gasterosteus aculeatus aculeatus (three-spined stickleback), 1648 nucleotides long. Its product is annotated as serine/threonine-protein kinase SBK1. The record is from RefSeq and is a predicted model, not a curated record. Gene Ontology annotation, molecular function: protein serine/threonine kinase activity; ATP binding. Gene Ontology annotation, biological process: protein phosphorylation. NCBI's taxonomy places the organism in Eukaryota, Metazoa, Chordata, Actinopteri, Perciformes, Gasterosteidae.
AAUCAGCUGUCAAAGUGGGCUCUGGCCCCAUCACUGCAUGUGAGAGCAGAGCUGCGUGUUGAGCAGUGAAAAGCUCCCAGGUCCACUGUGCAGGCGGAUCCACGCAGCAGCAGUAGGAGUAGCGAAGCUGGAGGACGGAAAAUCACCCAACACUUCUUCUACGUAUUGAUAACAUGGCAGUGUGAGUCAUUGUGUUUGGUUCUGACUGUUUUCAGACUGCAGUGCCUGUACUGGGAACCAUUUGAAAAGAGGACGAGAUGAUUGAGCUGGACCUCGAUGGAGGGAGCCUGAUUGAUGAGCUGAUAGAGCUGACGGCUCAGAGCCUCGGCCAGCUGGAGAUCCAGGAACAUUUCAACAUCGUCAAGGAGAUCGGUCGAGGGAAAUACGGCAAAGUGCUACUGGUCACUCACCGCUUCAGAGGGACUCCCAUGGCCUUGAAAGUGAUGCCCAAAGCCUCGACUAAGCUGCAGGGCUUUCUGCGUGAGUACUGCAUCUCCUUACACCUGUCCUGCCACCCCUGCAUCGUGGGCCUCUUUGGCAUCGCCUUCCAGUCCAAUGAGCACUACUGCUUCGCCCAGGAGCUUGUCAUCGGUAGAGACCUGUUUGCUGUCAUCCAGCCAAAGGUGGGCAUCCCAGAGUCUUCAGCAAAACGCUGUGUUCUCCAGAUUGCCAGCGCUCUGGAGUUCAUCCACAGCCACGGCCUGGUCCAUCGAGAUGUGAAGCCUGAAAACAUCCUCUUGUUGGACAAUCGUUGCUGCCAGGUCAAGCUGGCGGACUUUGGACUGGCCCAGAAGAGAGGCACUCUGAUACGCUACAUCAUGGGAACCCUUCCCUACAUGUCCCCAGAGCUCUGUACCGUGGCCCUGAUGGAGGGCCAGAAAGAAGUGACCGCUCCUCCACUUAGCGUGGAGCCAAGCCUUGACACCUGGGCCUUCGGGGUGGUUAUCUUCUGUAUCCUUACGGGUUACUUCCCUUGGGAGUGCUGUCUGGACUCGGACGACUGCUACCAGGAGUUUGCCGACUGGUGCCAAAUGGAGGAGAGACCCAACAUUGAAGAGGAUGUCCCCCCCUUGUGGAAAAGGUUCACUCCAGAGGCCAUGGAGAUGUUUGGAAAGCUCAUGGCCCUGGAUGUAAGAAAGAGGUGUACGGUGGGGGAAGUGAAAGCGUACAUGGAGAAAGAUUGGCUUAAGAAAGUAAAUGUGAUCGGGCAGCAGCCCACCGCAGAAAGAGUUAGUGCUGAGGUGGAGGUACAGCCUAUUGCUUAGUGGUGUUUUAUGUCAUUUUCAUUUUUUAAUAAACCACACAGCAUGUCACAGUCAUUGUAAAUAUUUAGAUAUAUCGCUUUAGUAAAAGUCCUGAAUUCACAACUGGACUUAGAUAAAAAAUGCUUAGCCAAUGCUUAACAAUUGCUGCGCAGGGGUAGAGAGGGUGCGCUGGGAACCGCAAGUUUGGUGGUUCGAGUCCCGGCUGCCCCAUGUUGAAGUGUUUCUGAGAAAGACACCUAACCCCUAAUUGCUCCCCGGGCAAAAAUGUAAAAUGCCAUGGGUUAAAAAUGUAAUGUAAGUUGCUUUGGAUAAAAGCGUCAGCUAAAUGACCUGUAAUGUAAUGUAAUAAACUUCCCUGGUUGUUGUCAGGGUCUAGUGGUGGA